GCUCUCAGCCUAAGUCUGGUCUCACCAAGUUCCUCUUGGCGCUGUGGAUAGAGCCGGCUCAGAGACUCAGAACUCUAUCCUCCUCCUCCUCCUCUUCACCUUUCGUUAGGGAUCCUGGGCUUUCCCCUUCUCUCUGGAAAACCAGAGCCCCAGAGCUCCUUCCCAAGGAGGGAGUGGCCUCCAGUGCGUGGGAGAGUGAAGGCCAGAGGAGGCUGCAGCUGGAGAAGGGCAGGGCCAGGGCCAAGUCUGGAAGGGAGGAACUGCCAGCUAAUGAGGGGUGAGCCGCCUGCACCCUGACUUUUGGGUCUGGGACAACAUGGGACCCACAGGUACUUCUGAGGGUCAUUGUGAGGAUUCUUAACGACAUAUCUGUGGAGUCCUCAGCAAAUACUUGGAACGUAGGAUAAAAUCAGGCCGAGGUUCACACUUUCCCUGUCAGUGUCCUGGGACCACAAGAGGAUGCUGCGAUGGCUUCUUGUCUUCUCCACUCUGGGUCUUGGGGCCUGCGGUGCUCCAACCAUCGUCUCCCGCAAGGAGUGGAGCGCGAGAUCUCUGACCUGCAGGGCCCAGCUGACCCUGCCUGUGGCCUUCGUCAUCACGGACCAGCUCAUGGGGAUGGAGUGCCAGGAGCAGAACGUCUGCAGCCAGAGACUGCGGGGCCUUCAGUCCCAUUCUGUCUACACCAAAGGCUGGUGCGACGUGGCCUACAACUUCCUGGUUGGGGAUGAUGGCAGAGUGUAUGAAGGUGUCGGCUGGAACGUCCAAGGCGUGCACACCCCAGGCUACAACAACGUCUCCCUGGGCCUUGCCUUCUUUGGGAAUAAGUUAGGCAGCAGUCCUAGCCUUGCUGCCUUAUCAGCUGCAGAGGGCCUGAUCUCCUACGCCAUCCAGAGGGGCUACCUGUCACCCAGGUAUAUUCAGCCACUUCUCUUGAAAGAAGAGAUCUGCCUGGCCACUCAACAGCCAGUGAUACCCAGGAAAGCUUGCCCCAACAUCAUCACGCGGUCAGCUUGGGAAGCCAGAGAGACACACUGCCCUAAAAUGAAUCUCCCAGCCAAAUAUGUCAUCAUCAUCCACACCUCUGGGACAACCUGCAAUGUUUCCAUGGACUGCCAGAUUCGAGUCCAAGACAUACAAUCCUUCCACAUGGACACACGGAACUUCUGUGACAUCGGGUAUCACUUCCUGGUGGGCCAGGAUGGUGGUGUGUAUGAAGGAGUCGGCUGGCAUAUCCAAGGUUCUCACACCUAUGGAUACAAUGAUAUUGCCCUAGGAAUUGCCUUCAUAGGCAACUUUGUAGAAAAGCCACCAAAUGCUGCAGCUCUGGAGGCAGCCCAGAAUCUGAUCCAGUGUGCCGUGGUCAAGGGGUACCUGAGUCCCAACUACCUGCUGGUGGGGCACAGUGAUGUUACCAAUACUCUGUCUCCUGGGAAGGCUUUGUACAACAUCAUUAAGACAUGGCCUCAUUUCAAACACUGAGGGAACCCUUGCUCCUUCCGAGGCUACUCCCCUCGCCACCCCUGUCCUCACCCUCCAUUCUGGCUCAACACCCUGUGUCCUCUCCCUGCCAGCCCCAUCAAGUUCCUCCUGUCUUGGGUUAGUAUGAUCCUCUCCUGCUGGCAUCCUCCAGCAUCCUCCAAACCCCAUAGCUGGGCAUUCCCAGCCCUCUGAGUCUGGGCCCAGCCUUCCCCUCUCCUCAUCUUCCUCUCCCCUGGGCACCCACCUCCUCAGCCAGGUGAGACUCCAGGCUGGUCCUUGUUUGACUUCUCAUUUCUUUUGCACAAGCCCCUCUCCCUGGUGUGCCUUCCCAUGCUGUCUGCCCGGCAGCCCCCAACCUCACCCAUGAGCCAGGUCAAUGCCCAGCCCCUCCUCUCUGCCCACAUGUUGACUUGUCAUAAUUUGACGCAGCCCUGAGUUCAGGGCUCAGUUUUUUUUAGACAUGUCUGUUCUCUCCGCUGGGUGUGAGAUUGUCCAGUUUUAUUCCUCUUGGUGUCCUCAGUUCCUCAGCAGUGUCUGGAAGCCUGUAGAUGCGACAGAUGUUUGUUGAAAAAAUGGAUGAAUAAAUGAAUAAGUAAAUCAA
Molecule: messenger RNA, 2080 nt
Organism: Equus quagga
Lineage: Eukaryota; Metazoa; Chordata; Mammalia; Perissodactyla; Equidae
Product: peptidoglycan recognition protein 3
Exons: 9
Coding region: 460-1479 (339 amino acids)
Biological process (GO): peptidoglycan catabolic process
Molecular function (GO): N-acetylmuramoyl-L-alanine amidase activity; zinc ion binding
Source: RefSeq, a predicted model, not a curated record